Molecule: messenger RNA, 5757 nt
Organism: Closterium sp. NIES-65
Lineage: Eukaryota; Viridiplantae; Streptophyta; Zygnematophyceae; Desmidiales; Closteriaceae
Source: the annotation of a GenBank genome assembly
AUGAUGGUCUUAGGGAAGGGGAAGAACAGCGCGAAAGAAAUUCGGAGUAUGCUGGAGUCGACCUGCAGGGCCUUCUUCGACCUGCAAGGAGUCCAGCUCCGUCCCGCCCCGGAUGCAGUCAUGACGACCCACUGUGCUCGAGUGGUAGAGAGCGCACCCGCACAGAACAGAUCCGAAGCGGUAGAGGGACAGAUAGACGUACCUGCCGCAAACCGGGACGCAAAUCCAAGAGUUGGGUUUAUUUCAUAUUCCCGCCGACCUGCACCGAGGGAUGCCGUACUCAGUGGCCCGACAUCAAGGGCAGCCACUGCUGACGAGCGUGAUAGGUCUGGAGAUAGGCAGCACAGGUUUGCUGAUCGGGUUAGGAUGCCGCAGGAACGCGAAGCACGGACGGAGACCGACUUGGCAAGCGUAGCAGAUGAAGGCGAGGAGGGUGUAGAAGAUCCACAGCUGCCAAGUCAGGUCGAACACGCAGAGGAGCACUGGAGGAAGGCGGCUGAUGAAAAGCGGAUGGUCGAAGCAGAAGCCAAGAGUAGACGGGCUGAAGAGAUGCAGCGGCGCAGUGAUGGCGGCACCGAUCCUACCGUCUCUUUCCCGGGAACUGGAGACAUACGUGAAGCAUGGGAGCGUGGGGCACGAGCCGCUGCAAGGGCACACGUGGGAGAGGCAGGAGAGGAGCUCGCCAGCAAUGUGCGGCAGCAUAUCGAGGAGGAUAGGGGAUACGUGAAAGUUCGCUUGCCCAGCCUAAAGCGGAAGGCGGCAGAAGAGGCCCGGAGAGGGGACGUCGACGUGCCAGAGAAUUCGGGAGAGGCGAAAAAGAAGGAGGAGAGCAACGCGGGUGCUAAGGCUCAUAAGAUGGUGGAGGUAGAGGCGCACCAGAAUGCAGAGGAUGCGGCCCAUCGGUUCGUCGAUGCAGAGGCGGUACUUACGGCAGAGGACGGGGCGCCAAAGGAAGCAGAGUCUGCGGCGCAGCAGAAGGUGGGUGCAGAGGCGGUCAAGGGUGCGGAGGCAGUCGCGCGUAAAGAAGCGGGUGCAGCAGCAGAGCUGACGUCGGAGGCAGUCGAGCAGAUGGUUGUGGAGGCAGUGGCGCAGAAGGAAUCAGAGGCAAUGGCGAGCCAGAAGGAUGAGGCAGCGGCGCAGCAGAAUGAUGAGGCAGACGCACAUAAGGAAUCAGCGGCAGCAGCGCAGCAGAAGGAUGAGGGUGCGGCGCCCAGGAUGGUUGAGGCAGAGGCGCAGAAGGAAUCAGAGGCAGCGGCGCAGCAGAAGGAGGAGGGUGCGGCGCCGAAGAUGGUUGAGGCAGAGGCGCAGAAGGCAUCAGAGGCAGCGGCGCUGCAGAAGGAGGGUGCGGCGCCGAAGAUGGUUGAGGCAGAGGCGCAGAAGGCAUCAGAGGCAGCGGCGCUGCAGAAGGAGGAGGGUGCGGCGCCGAAGAUGGUUGAGGCAGAGGCGCAGAAGGCAUCAGAGGCAGCGGCGCUGCAGAAGGAGGAGGGUGCGGCGUCGAACAUGGUUGAGGCAGAGGCGCAGAAGGAAUCAGAGGCAGCGGCGAGGGAGAAGGAUAAGGCAGCGGCGCUGCAUAUGGAGGAGGCAGACGCACAUAAGGAAGGGGAGGCUCGGAAUAAGGCAGAAGCAGCGGCGCGGCAGAAGGCAGAGGCAGAGGAGCAGAAACAGGCUGCGGAAGAGGCACUACAACUGGCUCGGGCUGAAGCGCGGAAGAAGGCUGUUGUAGAGGCGCAAAAGAAGGCGGAGGGUGUUGCGCAGAAGAUGUCAGAGGCCGAGGAGCAGAAGCAGGCUGAGGCAGACGCACGAAGGAAGCCAGAUGGAGAGGACGGUUCAGAUGGGAAUAAAAUGGUACAGACAGAGGGACGGGAGACGGCGGGUGCUGAGGGGCACAUCAUCGCAGAGGAAGAGGGGCAGCAUAACGAGGAGGCAGCGUCGCAGGUAUUCGCAUACCGAGAGACGCAGAGCAUGGCAGAGACAGGGCGUCAAAAUACUAUGGAGGAGGUUCGUGUCGUCCCGGAGGCUGGAGUGGGGCACUACGAGGGAGAUGCGCUGGAAACAGAAGAGGAGCAGAAUGAGGAGGAUACGGUACAUCCGGCAAUACGGAUAUUUUUGGGAGGAAGUCCGACGCGGGCACCAGGAACCGGGGUAGAGGGGCCAUGGAGGGUGGCAGACGAUGGGGCGCCUAGGGAUACAGUGGGUCUCAGCAGGCAGAGGCGGCCCACCCUUCACCAGAGAGCAGUGGAGAGGAAUCUCGGCCAAGGCGGGGUGGCAGAAGCGUUUUGGCAGGUAGAGUGGGUCGAGGCAGAGACGGCAAUACGGCGGAUGCAGCAUCGGACGAGUACAGUCCUGGUCGAACAAGGUGACAGGUUCGUCGAGGCCGAAAGCUGGGACAUAAGCCCGGCAGAGGUAACGCGUCGUCUGACGCUCUUAGCCCGAAUGGUGACGCAGACGUUCUGCAACUUGGCGGCCCGCAACAGCAGCAUCAGUCGCGACGUGGCCGAUCUGACCGUCCAUUACUGUCGCGACGCCCUGGCCAACCUGGAAGAAGUCCGCCAUGGAAACGAGGAACGGCGGCGCCAAGCUGAAACGGCGGCCAGGUUUCGCGAGGAGGUGGACACGAGACUCUCCAACUUGCAGGAGAGUAUCGUAAGGGUGAGUGAUCAGGUUCGCCAGUCGGGAGGGGGGAUGGCGGAGGGCACGUUAAAGGGGGUGGAAGAGAGGUUGAGAGAGGUUCUGAGAGAAGAGUCUGAGCGGCGGAACAGGGAUAGACUGCAGGACGAGGAGCGGAGGCAGAAGGCCAUGAGGAAGGAAGCAGACGCCGCAGAGAGACGGAAGAAGGAACAACAGCAGGAGGAAGCGCGUCGGCAGAAGGAGAUGAGAGAGGGAAUGAAGGAGAUGAAGGAGGCGAUGAUGAAGGAGAUGAAGGCAGAAAUGAAGGAGAUGAAGGAUGGGAUGGUAAACCAGAUUGUGGGGAGGUUGAGCGCGGUUUUGCGAGAAGAAUCCGAGCGGCAGAAGAAGGAGAGGCAAGUGGACGCGGAGCGGCGACAACAGCAGGACGCGAAGAGGAAACAAGUGGCGGACGACGAGGAGAGACGCAAGAGGAUACAACUGGACGAGCAAUGGCGGAAGGAGGAGGAGGUGAAGAGGAAGGACGUAGAGGCCAUAGAGCGGCGGAGGAAGAACAAACAUCAGGAGGAAGAGCGACGGCAGAAGGAGGUGGAGGCGGGAAUGAAGGAAGUGAUGGAGGCUGUGAAGGAGAUGAAGACGGGGAUUACGGGGUGGAAGGAGGGGAUGAUAAGUGAGGUGGAAAAGCGGCUGUCAAUGGUUCUGAGAUUGGACGCAGAGCGGCGGCAAAAGGAGGAGCAGGGUAGGAAGGCAACGGAGGGAGAUCGGCGACAGAAGGAGGAUGCGCAGAGGAAGGAGGCAGAGGAAGCAGAGCGGGUGGAGAGGGAGAAACAGCAAGAGAUGGCGCUCCUGCAGAAGGAGGAGGCGCAGCGGAAAGAUGCAGAGGAGGCCGAGAGGCAGGAGAGGGAGAAACAGCAGGAGAUGGCGCGCCUGCAGGAGGAGGACAGGCAGAGGAAGGAGGCAGAGGAGGUAGAGCGGCGUCAGAGGGCGAAACAGCAGGAAUUGGACCGCCUGCAGAAGGAGGAGACGCAGAAGAAGGAGGCAGAGGAGGCCGAGCGGCAGCAGCGGGCGAAACAGCAGGAGAUGGAGCGCCUGCAGAAGGAGGAAGCGCAGAAGAAGGAGGUAGAGGAGGCCGAGCGGCAGCAGAGGGCGAAACAGCAGGAGAUGGAGCGCCUGCAGAAGGAGGAAGCGCAGAAGAAGGAGGCAGAGGAGGCCGAGCGGCAGCAGAGAGCAAAACAGCAGGAGAUGGAGCGCCUGCAGAAGGAGGAAGCGCAGAAGAAGGAGGCAGAGGAGGCCGAGCGGCAGCAGAGAGCAAAACAGCAGGAGAUGGAGCGCCUGCAGAAGGAGGAAGCGCAGAAGAAGGAGGCAGAGGAGGCCGAGCGGCAGCAGAGGGCGAAACAGCAGGAGAUGGAGCGCCUGCAGAAGGAGGAAGCGCAGAAGGAGGCAGAGGAGGCGGAGCGGCAGCAGAGGGCGAAACAGCAGGAGAUGGAGCGCCUGCAGAAGGAGGAAGCGCAGAAGAAGGAGGCAGAGGAGGCGGAGCGGCAGCAGAGGGCGAAACAGCAGGAGAUGGAGCGCCUGCAGAAGGCGGAGCAAUGCCGAGCAGAGAAGAGGGCCAGACUUGCAUCCUACGCGGAACAGCAGCGGCAACUGGAGGCAAAGGCAAAGGCGAUGGCUGAAGAGACGGAACGAUUGGCAAGGGAGAUGGAAGAGGAGGAUUUGACCAUGCAGGGGGAGGGGACCUGGACAGGAGUCGAGGAGGAUUUGACCAUGCAGGGGGAGGGGACCUGGACAGGAGUCGAGGAGGAAAUAGUUGAGGGGUUGGGGACUUUGCUGUUGAUUGAGAGCGGGGAGGCGAAUGUAGCAGAGGGCGUGCCUAGUGUUCCUGUACGGAAUGUAGAGGUGUCCAGGAGGCGGCCUAGACAAGAGGACAGGGAGCCGGAGGGUCAUGCGGCUAAGAGACGGCGUGCAGCUGGAAUACAGGAGUUGAUACCCAUAAUCCAAGGGGAAAAGAAAGGGAUGAAGAUCGACAAGUGUGACAACAGGAAAAACGCCGUAGUGGACGACAAGGGUAAGACUUUGGGUGUCUGCCUGCCGUUCAGGGGAAGCGGGUUCUCUCAACGGGGCGAGGGAGCUUUGCAGAAGUGGACGUCUGAGCAGACCGUCGGCGGCCGGAAGCGGAACCUCGGCUCUCACAAAACGGUGUGGGAGAGGGCAUACACGGUCGCAGUCUGCUGGAAGUUCUACUUCCCGGAUAUUGACAUGCAGGCAUACGGCAUGAAUCCAAACCGUAUAAACAAGUGGCGGGAAGACCUCGACUUCACAACGUGGCUUCCAACAGGGGUGUGGAGCGUCAUCAACGAACUCCACCUGGACAAACCGGACGGAUUCUCACUCGUUCAAACCAACACGGCUCUUCGGCAGCAGCAGGGGGAUGGCUUUCAGGUAGCUGCCUGCGCUGGUGUCGGAAUAACUGCGUGGCAGAAGAUGGUGGGAGGCGUGGAGGGUGAAAACGGCUAUUCGACGGAAGAACACGCAAUCGGACUUGCCGCCACGUUGUCUGUAAUGUGGGCCGCAUCCACGAAUGUGGACCAGACCCAGUGGGAGACGGGCGCAACAACAGCUGCACGUGGAACUUCUACGGCCAUAGCAUCUUCUGCUGCCAGAUCGUCCACUGCUGCCACCGCCUCGUCGGAUGCCUCGUCAUCUUCUGCGGCCGAUGUGCCCUCUGCCGUCCACAAUGCCCUUGCGACGCUUGCAGCCUCGGUUGCUUGCGUUGCGGUUGAGGCGAUGAGGUCGGUAAAGGAUCAGGAGCAUGACAAGGAAGCGUGGAUUCUGCCCCUGUCGGAUGCGCUGCUGAAAGCGCUUCCGGCAGAGUCGCGAGCGGCCGAGGAUGCGAAGCGGAUGACGAGGGUGGUGGCAAAGGUGGUGACCUCUUGGUGCCUAUGCAGCAUGGCAUCAAGAGGCCUUCGCCAGCACCAGGGCGUCUGGCUCGGAGUCCUGCAGAAGGAGUUGGGCGGCCGGGAUACCACAACAGGGGCGGAUAAGGAGAAGAAAACCAAGAAAUCGUCCGCGAAGGGGAACGCGACGAAGGAUGCGUCGACGGAGGAGAACACCGGCACUGGCGGCCAGGAUUGA